UUAGCAAAUCAGCUGUAUGAAAUAUUGCUGUUAUUGCAGGUGCGGGCACGGGGUGCGGGCCUUGAACCGCGCGAAAUACGCCGCCCAUAUCAGCGUUUGUCAGCCUGUACGGGCUCCAGCCGUUCCACCAUUUUUUUGAAGCACUCGCUGGGGCUCAUAGAGAGCAACACUAGUACUGAGAUUCUGCUCAAGCAACAACAACUUUCGCGGUUUCAAGCCCAGCACUGAACUGAACCCCGACGUCGUUUUCCUAACAGCACACACAUGUACCAGCUCUGUCAUAAGCAUCGCUGACAUAAAUAGAGCUUUCGUGAAGUUUCCAGCAUUUUGCUGCGCUGAGAGCACAAAUGCCAUUACUGGGCUGCUGCUUUGGUCCUCCGAGGGCCGACCGAGAGGUCCAGCAGCAGCCGCGCCUUGUACCUGUCAACAUACAACGGGCGAGUGUGGCCUCGGAACCGAGCCGGAAGCCUCCCACAGAAGUAUCGAGCCGAGCGCCGGUUGUGUCAGUCUCGCAUGGCGCAGUCUGCAUCACCUCGGAAGCGCCUGUUGCUACGAAGGACCCUGAAUCACGGCACAGUGAGCAACAAAGGAGGGAAAGCUCUGAGCUCCGAGGGUCGACAACUCGGCCGAUUUUGCACCCCGCUAUCUCCGAACUUCUCGCGGGGCUGACCUUUUCCAGCAAAAUCCUGGGCGCCGGAAGCUUCGGUAUUGUCGCUGCAGGCCAGCUGGAGGGUGUGGGGCCGGUCGCGGUCAAGGUGCUGCUGAAUGACUCGACCCGCCAGGGCAGCAAGGCAGCGGCGCAGGAGGCCAAGCUCGCGCCCGGCCUCACCCACCCGCACGUUAUCAAGACCUACUCCACACGAACCGCCGCCCUGACAGCCGACCUGUUCGACGCCCUGGAGUCCCACCGCGCCGCCACCCUGCAGCAAGCAGCACGCCGCACAGCCGCCGCCGCCGCCGCCGCCGCGGCCGCAGCCGCUGCCGCCGCCGGGGGCGGCGGCGCCGCUGUUGCGCCUGUCCCGGCGGCGGCACCCAAGCUGCUGUACGGCUCUGUGGGUCCGAACCCGGCCCCUCAGGUGCUGGCCAUGGCCCUUCAGCUGGAGGCGGCGGUGGAGGCGGCCAAGGAGCGGCUGCAGCGGUGGGAGGUGCAAGCGCAGCAGCAGGAGCAGGAGCAGCAUGUGGAGAAGGGGAAGCAGCAGGGGCACAAGGCGCGGGGCCCCAGCAGGCGGCGGCUGCCGCCGCGCAAGCUGCGCUUCUGCAGCGCCGCCGCCGCCGCCUCUGCGGAUGCUACUGCCGCCGCUGGCGGCGGCGCCGGCGGCGUGUGCUGCGCCGACUGCAAUGGGCACCCCUGUCCACGCCACCACGCCGCCUGCGCCUGCCCGGGCUGCCUUGCCGCGGGGGCAGUAGCAGGGCUCCCGGGCGGUAGGGAGACGCAGCAGGAGCUGCUGCUACAGCCACUGGAGACUGGAGGUCCGGGCGGUGCUACAGCCGCCGCCGCCGCCUCAGGCUCGGCCUCGGUGCAGCCGGCGGCGGCGCUGCACGAGUUGCUGUGGCGUCUGGGGGCGGAGGUGGGGCAGGAGGCGACGGUGGUGGUGAUGGAGGUGGCGGAGAAGGGCACGCUGUCGCGGGCGCUGGCGCGUGGCAUCUUCGCGCCGAGCGAGCGGUGGAGCCUGCGUGUGGCCCGGCGCGCGCUGGUGCGCACGCUGGCCGAGGUGGCGCGGGCGCUGCUGCACCUGCACUCACGGGGGCUGGUGCACGGCGACCUCAAGCCCGCCAACGUGCUCCUCAAGUCCUCACGAGAUGACCGCCGCGGCUUCACAGCCAAGGUGUGUGACUUUGGUCUGACGCACGUGCUGCCGCCCGGCGCCGCCAGCCUGGACACCAGCCGCUGGGGCACGCCGCUGUACGCCUCGCCCGAGGCCAUGACCGGACACGUGGGCCUGGCGUCGGACGUGUGGAGCUUCGGCGUGAUGCUGUGUGAGGCGCUCACACGGCAGCGGCCCUAUGGAGGGAACUUCGAGCCAGCCCGCCUGGUCCUGGGUGUGCUGGACGGCUCCCUGCAGUUGGGCUGGCCGCAGCCGCCGCCCGGCGCCCCGCCGCCCCCAGACCUGUUGGCGCUGCACCGCCGCCGCGUGGCACGGCAGCAGGCGCGGCGGCAGGCGCGGCAGCACCAGGCGCUGCUGGCGGCGCAGGAGGCGCAGAUCCAGUGCGACAUGCAGCAGGUGCUGCUGAUGCAGCAGCAGCAGCUGCAGCAGCAGCAGCAACAGCAGCAGCAGCAGCAGCAGCAGCAGCAGGCGGGCGGCAGUGCGCACUGCACGCCGGGCACGCCGCCGGGUACCAGCAUGGGCGGCGGCGCCGCCGCCGCCGCCGCCGCCGCCGCGCCGUCGCUUCUGGCGGCGCCGGCGCUGACGCCGGCCUCCGCCGCCGCCUUCCUGACCCGCGGCGGCACACGGCGCAUGGACAGUGGCACCUUCAACCCCGCUCCCACAGACGGCUGGCCCGCGCCCGUGGCUGUAGCCGCCGGCGGCGCUGCUACUGCCGUCGCCGCCGCGGCGGCGGCGGCGCCGCCGCCGCCGCCACCCGCCGCCACAAGCUCGCUCCGCGCCGGUCCCAGCCGUGCCGCACUGUUCGGGCGCGGGGUUACGUCCGGCACCACUGACAUGCUCACGACGUUGGGCACGCCACGCGGCGGCGGCGGUACUGGCGGCGGGGGCGGCAUGCGCUACCUGCUGACAACCGCCCAGACCACCCUGGGCACCAUCUACUCCACACUCGACACCUUGCCAAACGCCGGCGACCUAUUCCCUGACGAAGCCACCACCCCAGGUGCCACUGCCGCCGCGGCGGCGGCUGCAGCUGCCGCUGCGACAGCCGCUGCUACAGCCGCUGCGGCGGCCGCCGCCGCCGCGGGCUGCGAGGAGGAUGAGGCUGAGGAGCAGGAGGAGGAGGAGGCGUUCCUCGCGGCGGCGGCGGCCACCGCUCCGGACGCGGACCCUGUGCUGGUCAGUCUGGUGGCUCUGGGGCGACGCUGCACCGCUCGCGACCCCAAAGCCCGGCCCUGCUUCGCCGAGAUCUUGGGAGACCUGGUCGACAUCGAGAGCAUCCUCCGGAUGGCCCGCCCCGCUGCGGCUACUGCCGCUCCUACUGCCGCUGCUCCUGCCGCUGCUACCGCGACUGCUGCCACUGCCACGACUGCCGCUACUGCCGCUACUGCCGCUACUGCUGCCACUGCGGCCGCAGCUGCUGCCACUACCGCCGCUGAGACGGCCGCUGCGGUUGCCGCUGCUGCGGCUGCGGCUGCGGCUGCGGCUGCCGAUGCCGCUGCUGCUGCAGCGGUGGCUGAGGCCGAGGCUGAGGCGGCGGCGACGGCAGCGGCUGAGGCGGCGGCGGCGGCGGCGGCGGCGAAAGCUGCUCCUGCUCGCGGCGCUGCUACAGCAGUGGAUGAGGAGGCGGCCGCCCGCAAUGCGCGGGUGUUCCAGUGGCUGGACACCGCCGCUGCCAUGGAGCCCGAGACGGCGGCGCUGGUUGCGCACACCUGCGCCGUUGAUGCGGCGGCGCAGCUGGCGGCGGCCGCUGCCGAGGCCGCCGCAGUGCCGCUGGCGCCGCCGCUGCCGCCGCUGCUGCCGCCACGGCAGCGAUCGGCGGGGCCCGCAAGGGCGGGGGCGGCGACAAUGCGGUCGUCGGGCAGGCCGCUGAGCGCGGCCGCUGUUGCUACUGCCGAGUCUGCUGCUACUGCUGGGCUGAUCCUGCGGCUGCCGCCGGCUGUAGCAGCGGCCCUUGCCGGCAUGCCGGGUUUGGAUCCAGACUCUGCCUGCUCGCCGCGCCUGCGCCCCACCUCCACGACACCCACCGCACUUCUGACGGGUGCUGGUGGCGGCGUCGGUGGCGGCGUCGGUGGCGAGGAGAAAGCAUCGGAGCCGACUGCGGCUGAGGCAAAGGCGGCGGCGGCGGCGGAGGAGGAGGAGGAGGAGGAGGAGGAGGAGGAGGAGGAGGGCGCGAUGUCUGCCGCCGAGGCAGGUGCCGAGGUGGAGGAGGGGGCACAGGCGCGAGGCGUAAUGCUGCUUGACGCGGCGGCUGUGGCGGAGGGGGAGGAGCAGGAGGGAGAGCAGCCGGCCGCCGUGGCGGCGUCGGCGUCGGCGGCAGCAGUGGUGGCGGCACGCUUUGUCCAGGAAGGCUGCUACUCCUCGGCGCUCCUGCUGCCCACCACACCCGACUGCUCGGAAGCCAACUGCUGCUGCACGGUCGUGACGGGCACGACGGUGCGCACGGGCGCGUCGGGACGUGCCGCCUCCGCCGCCGCCGCCACCGCCGCCGCCGUGGCGGCUGGGUUCGAUGCGGUGUCCAGCACUGCCGGUGUGUCCAGCGGCGUGGCCAUGAGCGGCGUCGGCAUGCUUUGAUGCAGCUAGCUGCUUUGACGCGGCUUCUUGCUUUCGGCUUCCAUAACAUCAACAACGACAAAGACGACGGAUUAGAAACAUGCUGGCUGUAUUGGCACGCGCCGCACACGUGACGCUGAAAUGAAUUUGCCGUGCGAAUGGUCAACAAUAAGCAAAUAGAAAGCGCGACGUAGCGGCAGCUUGCCCUACCGGUUACUUUUGACAUCGGCCACCUAAAACCAUUAAGUGGUCGGGGGUACAUUGUCUAUUGGUGGAGGGAGCUUGGACUGUUUUCGGGCGUGGGCGCGAAUGUGGGUGUGGGCAUACGAUUGAAGAGUGUGCGAUUGAAGAGUUGCCGGAAAUGCUUCAUUGUGACCAGGAUUUGGCAAUCGGCAUGGUAAACAGAAACAUUACGACAAUGCGUGUGUGUGUGUGUUGAAAACGAAACGAAAGCCCGCCCGUGUGUGUGUGUGUGUGUUUAAGGUUGCACCGCAGCCGUAAUUCAGAGAGACUCGCUGGUACAGGUGGUGGUACGCCUAGGGGGUGUGGCGGCAUUGCGCGACACCACUUUGAUUACCGGCGCGGACGGCGGCGAUGGGUUCCCACCACACUCGUCAUUAACGGGUGCUUAGGGGCGUGUGUGUAUGGCACACGCCCGUGCGUACGGCACUCGCGCACGCACACUUAGUGGCGCGGCGGCGGCAGGCUACAUGCGGGUGCGUGUCGCGGGUUGCAGUGGCGCCGGGACGAAGUAAGGGUUGCUGGCGAGGGAGCCUGGAGCUGUGGACGGGAUUGAAGUGUAUUGCGGCAGGGGCCCUGUGUGCAUUCCUGUGUUCUUGAUGACGACGCUCCCGGGCGUGUGGCUUUAUCUGCUUCGAGGCGGCUUGGCGUAUGUCGGCUGCUGACCGACGUCACCUGUGGUGCAGAGCACAAGGAAAGGAAACACUGGCAGGACUUGUUUACGCGAUGCAGACUCUGUGGCGGGGAGGGCGGGAAUGGACGUGCCUUCGUAGGUCUCCCGGCGAAAUGAUUGAUCAAAUUAAUUGCUGGCGAUGCGAGUUUGCAUCAGGAGGUUUAGGGUGCUGCGGCCUUGCCGGCUGGUGGCAAUGUACUGGGCACUGCGAGUGCCGUGUGUGUUUGUGCGGUCGGGUCGGGGUUGCUGCUGCUCAGGUGUCACCGCAUCUGUCGAGAGCGCCUGGACAACACACGCACAUUAUUCCUACAGUAUGGUCGUUGGGUGGGUGUGAAAGAAAUGUGUGUGAUCGACGGAUCUUGUGUUUCGGGGCGGCGACGAGCCCAAGCAUUGGCGAAGAGGGCCGAUGGCGGCAAGAGGUGGCUGGUCAGGUCUGGUCUGGUCUGGCCUGGCCUGGCCUGGUCUGGUCCCGCCCACCAGGUGUGGGUUGCUGGCCUGCAGUGCGACCGGCUGCCACACCAUGAGGAAACUCGGUGGAAUUGUUACACCUGGCACUAUGAUGGCACAGUCAUCAAGGCGAGUGAAUGCAUCAAUACCGUACACGUGUGUGUGGUGGACUGGUGGUGUUUUGUGGUGUUCACAGUGAGGAUGCGGCUUCAAGAUCGGUGUGCAUGCAUGUACAGUGGUCAGUGUGUGUGUGUGUGUAGGCACGCGCGCGCGUGUGUAGGCAUCUGUAUUUGUGUGCGUGGGCGUGUUUGUGCGCGCAUGUGCUCAGUGGGUUACGUGCCACGUGGAGUUGGACGCCGGAGGUGGUUUCCCCUGGCUGCCGUGUCAGAGUGUGCGUGAAUGGGCACGUGCAGGGGCACGUAUGUGCUUGCAGUUUGCGCGUGGAGAUGGCUCGCGGCUUUGUCGGGGCUGCGGCCUAAGCAGUACAAGCACCUCGAAACGAAUUCAUAACUGGUCUCGUUGUAGCGCUGUGCCGUAGUCGGCAUGGCGGCAGUAGAUGGGUGCCUCAAUCAGUGCGGUGCGUGUGUGCGUGUGGGUGGCAGGGAUUCAUCAGGUCGGAAUGCGGCGGAGGCAUUGCCGACACGGCCGGUGGGGUGAGGUGAGGUGAGGUGUGGUGUGGUGGCAUGGGGUGUGGGAACAGGACCGGCAGUGACCGGCACGUGGUAGGGCACUCAGCUUGGUGUGUGGGUGGUCCGUGUGGGUGCGUCAUGCGCCAGCGACAGUUCGUCAUUGCUUCUCGGAAAGCGGUGGCGCCUGGGUAAGCUACCUACACACCUAGAUGCGUGGAGAACGGGGUCAUGAGUCAGGUCAUGAGUAUUUGAGUGGAGCUUGCUGCUGGCUGCUUCACCCUUCCAAGACCGUCCUACAUUUCACUCGUUCGAGUUAUUUGUCUUAUUACAUCGACAAAGAAGCACUGUGUUGAUCUAUUUAGGAAUUGCAUAAGGCAGCAUAAGGCUGCUAUGGAUGUUUUGUCUGUUGGUCGAUGGCGCAGUGGCGCACUGUGGGAAUGCGAGUUUCAUUGAAGGGCUCAAUUUGAGCCGAGGCUGUAAGGGGCAGGGCCCGAUGGCGGUUGCGGAGCUGCCCCCAAAGGCAGCAACCGAAAAGUGUAAAUCCAAUUCAAA
Molecule: messenger RNA, 6917 nt
Organism: Chlamydomonas reinhardtii
Lineage: Eukaryota; Viridiplantae; Chlorophyta; Chlorophyceae; Chlamydomonadales; Chlamydomonadaceae
Exons: 9
Coding region: 1086-4397 (1103 amino acids)
Biological process (GO): protein phosphorylation
Molecular function (GO): protein kinase activity; ATP binding
Source: RefSeq, a predicted model, not a curated record